This is a messenger RNA of Vitis riparia (riverbank grape), 1980 nucleotides long. Its product is annotated as receptor-like protein EIX2. The coding region runs from base 1 to 1980 and encodes 659 amino acids. Lineage: Eukaryota; Viridiplantae; Streptophyta; Magnoliopsida; Vitales; Vitaceae. Gene Ontology annotation, molecular function: protein binding. The transcript has 3 exons. The record is from RefSeq and is a predicted model, not a curated record.
AUGGAACUUCAGAUGUCAUCUGCAGUGCAAGAGAAAGAAGAGCACUCCAGAGAAUCAAACAAGGCCUUGUGGACCAGGGACUACCUCUCUUCAUGGACCCGUGAAGCCUGCUGUUCAUGGAAAGGCAUUGGCUGUGACAACAUAACUAGGCAUGUUGUCAAGAUCAACCUCAGUCGUGAGCCCAUGGAAGGAGCUUCCUUGGGUGGGGAUAUAAGUACUUCUUUGUUGGACCUGAACCAUAUUCAGUACCUGGAUCUCAGUUGGAACAGCUUUGAAGGACUUCAGAUUCCAGAAUUCCUUGGUUCCCUGACAGGUUUAAGGUAUCUUAAUCUCUCCAAUGCAGGUUUGACUGGUGAUGUUCCUCGUCAACUUGGAAAACAGUCGACCUUACAGUAUCUUGAUAUUGGAGGCAUUUCUCUGGAUACCGAGAACCUUGACUGGAUCUCUUCUCUUUCCGUCCUUGAAGUUCUUGACAUGAGCUGGGUGGACCUAAACAAAGCGUCUAAUUGGCUACAAGCAAUGAAUACGCUCCAUUCUUUGUCAGUUCUAAUCUUGUCUGACUGUGGGCUCGAUAGCAUCAAUCCUCUCCCAGUUGUGAAUUUUUCGUCUCUCACUGUCCUUCACCUCUCAGAGAAUCAAUUUGUUUCUCCAACAUUUGACUGUUCAUCUUCUGGACCAACAUCUGUAUCUGUAAGAGGCUCGUCAUCCUUGAGUUACUUAGAUAUGUCCGGGAAUUCUCUGAAGGGUAUAGUGUCUGGAAAGCACUUCGCUAAUUUGACAAGGUUGAAAUAUUUACAUGCUUCUUCAAACUCGUUUACAUUGCAAGUAGGUUCUGACUGGAAUCCUCCAUUCCAACUAGAAAUUUUGAAAAUGGGAUAUUGGCAGUUGGGGCCUUUAUUUCCUGCAUGGCUGCAAACGCAAAAGGAUCAGAUGGAUCUAGACAUAUCCAGAGUGUCAAUCAAAGAUGCCAUCCCAUCUUGGUUCUGGAGUCUCAAUCUUGACUACAUAAACUUAGCGGACAACCGGAUCUAUGGCACUGUUCCAAGCUUACCAACUGCAUAUCAGAUCUAUCUUUGUUCAAACAAAUUCACUGGCCCACUGCCCCGUAUCUCUUCCAAGACAUUUUCAUUAGAUCUUUCCCAUAACUCCUUUAAUGGAUCCCUUUCACCCAUCUUGUGUCAACAGAACAAUGAAGAGAACAUUUUGUGGUCUUUAGACCUCUCCGGAAACAUUCUAUCUGGAGAACUUCCUGACUGUUGGGCGUCCUGGACACUACUUAUGGUGUUGACAUCACAGAAUAAUAUUCUGACUGGACAUCUACCGAGCUCGAUGGGUUCCCUACUUCAGCUAAGAUCAUUGCACUUGCACAACAACAGUCUCUCUGGUACUUUACCGCCUUCCAUGCAAGGUUGCAAAAGUUUAUCAGUUGUAGACCUCGGUGAGAAUGAAUUCUCUGGAAGCAUACCGAUGUGGGUGGGGAAGAAUCUGUCUUAUGGGUUCACAGACACAGCAUCACUGGUCGUAAAGAGUUCAGAAUAUGAGUACGGUGGUUCUCUCCCCCUUCUAACUGGAUUAAUAGACCUCUCAUGCAACAACUUAUCGAGUGAGAUACCAGAAGAACUGACCGGUCUUCAAGGUUUGAUGUUCUUGAACCUGUCUGUUAAUCAUCUUGAAGGACAACUUCCUAUGGAGAUUGGCGCCAUGACAUCCUUGGAGUCUCUUGAUCUCUCCAGGAACAAACUUUCGGGUGUUAUUCCACAAAGCGUUGCAGGUAUAUCAUUCUUGAGCCAUUUAAAUGUGUCGCACAAUAACUUCUCAGACAGAAUUCCAUCAGGCACUCAAAUCCAAGGCUUUAAUGCGAGCUGUUUUAUUGGUAAUCUUGAGCUCUGUGGGCCGCAUCUCAGAGAAACUUGUAUUGGAGAUGAUCUCUCAGAGGUUCCAACACCAGGGUCUGCUGAUGAAGAGGACGAUGAUGAUUGA